GCUAUUCGAAAGCUAAAGGAUUGUGAUCGCUUCUGUGAAUCUUUGAUAAGAAGGAACAGAUCUUCAUUUAAAAGAAGUUUGUGCAGAUAAAGAGUGCUGUUACUCAUUGUGGCCUCCUCCCAUACAGCAAGUUUAAUGGAAGACAUGGCAGCAGGAGUUCCAUCAACAAUUAUUGCUGGGGUGUCAUUGCUGGGCACCAGCAUUGACCAAAUAUCUAACAACAUAAACACAACAAGAAAUGUUGUCAUUCAGAUCACCAACUACAGUGACAAGUAUACCCUGGGAAGCCCAAGGGUCUACACCAAGAGUGGAUAUUGUCUCAGUCCUCCACAGCCUACGAUCCGAAAAAAGACCACAGAAGCAUGUUCAUUUACGAAAACCUCAGACACAGCCUGUGGAGCUGUAGGGAUCCUGACAUACACAAUACUUACAGAUGAGUGCAAUUCUGUUGGUGAACUUGUAAUUAUGUUCUCUGUGCCUUAUGACUACAAUAUUUAUGAAAAUUGGCUUGCUCUUGGAAUUUUUAACACAAGCAUAUCAUGUAAUGAUGAGCUAUUCAACCGACUGUAUUAUGAUCCUUCCACUAACGACUGUCCAUUCGCGAGAGGCAAAGGUGCAGGGAGUGGGAUAGCAUAUUCUACAGGACAAAUCUGUGUUAAGGGAACAAUGUCACCUGCAGGCAAAUCAGUUAUGAAGGUUGAAUUUUGGGAUCAGCUGUGUUGAAGCCUUUUACCAAAACUCAGGAACCAAAUACAAAAAUGUACAUGUUUAUAGGCAAGCCAAAAAAAGAGGAAUUUUAGAAAUUU
This is a messenger RNA of Electrophorus electricus (electric eel), 806 nucleotides long. RefSeq names its product DELTA-stichotoxin-Hmg2b-like. The record is from RefSeq and is a predicted model, not a curated record. Lineage: Eukaryota; Metazoa; Chordata; Actinopteri; Gymnotiformes; Gymnotidae. Gene Ontology annotation, cellular component: pore complex. Gene Ontology annotation, biological process: cytolysis in another organism; monoatomic cation transport; pore complex assembly. Gene Ontology annotation, molecular function: channel activity.